CAAAUGUUGAUCAUCCCUCACAUAGAGUGAAGAAUGUCCUUUAGAUGUGAAACUUGGGUUAAUUGGUUUUCCGAAUCAGGAUUGACCUUCUCUUGGUUCAGCAAGUGUGGCAGCUUCGAGCAAAGCUGUCGGAAGUGCCAAUGCACCACCGCCGUGGAGCGAAGAGAGCUGGAACUCUUGCUGUCAUUGAAAGCCGUGUUUCACAUGUCCAGCCACCUGGUGCUGAAUCUCUUCUUGCUGGCUCCGCUGCUGGCUGUGGCCAACCUCAUAGGCACUUGCAUUUGGAUUUGCCGCGGCUACAGCAUACACAGUCAGGAGGGCCGACAACGGUUUUUCCAACAGAUGGUGGACCUUUGGGUACGCCUCAAGAGCAUUUGCUGUCGGGGCAGCAGGUCGUUGGGUGGAUUUGUUGUGGCCUUCAUCUUGAUCUAUUUCAUCUUUCUUGAGAUUAAAUGGUGGCAGGCCGGGACGUCUAAUAGCCUCAUGCUGGGCCCGGUGGCCAUACUGGUCGGCUUUUCGAUUACCAGCAGCUUGAUUUUGUACUGGCACCAUGCAGCGAAGCUCCGGAGCGCUCUACAAGGCCAUGGCGCUGGUCACAUGGAUAUCGAGACAGAGCAUGAGCUUAGCUGUUGUGGGUGCCGCUGCUUUCUUUGCUGCCUGUGCUGUUGCAAUCCUCUCGGCUGCUGCUUUCCCAUGGAAGUGCUCAAGUCCAACGACCAUCCCCCAGCAGAAAACACGACUGCACAGAGCUCCACUCUGUUGGGAAUGCCGUCGCUGUUCUUCAAAGAGGAUUCCGAGUCCAAACAAGAAAGAGCGACAGCCAUGAGCCGGUAUGAUGAGCUCUCACUUGACUCGAGUAACUCCAUGGAGACUCAGAGCAUGCUUUGGCUUUCCAAGCUCUUUGUGGCAGCAGGCUCCAACCGAAGGUCACACAUCAUCAAUCUUUCAGUGAUGAUCUAUUUGACGUUUUGGUCCUUCAUGUUGGCUGGCACCAGCUGGGCAUAUCAGAAUAUGAGUUACGGCCACCUCAGUUGGUGGCCGAAUUUCCUCCAACUGAACCGUUUGGAGCAAAACCCCUUCAAGAACUACAGUGCAGAGUAUUUCCUCGUGAGUGAAGAUAUGAAGACAGUGCUUGUGCCCGAGUAUGUCCUCCCUCCAACCUACGAGGUCACGGUUGAUGGCAUCACUUGGAGAUUAAAAAUUAUUCACGAUCACUUGACACAAAUCAUGCCCGUGCUCGACAAUUUGGGAGACUUCAGCUCAAGGAUCGCAAUCUUCCCAUCUUGCCUGGCGCUUCAUAUCUUCUCGCUGGUUUUCGGCAUAUGGUUCCACUUUCAGUGCAGCAAGCAGCGACUCAAGGAUUGGUUGAGAUCCUUUGGAUCCAGAAAGCAGUGGCAGAGCUUGUACGAUCCCAUGCCAGAUCACGAAUCCUCCUCAGAGCAUGAGGAGAUCGCAGGGUUCGACGUCCAGGAUCUGAAUAUGGCCGCAUUCCCCAGUUGUUCAGAAGCCAUGAUCCAGGUGGUGGUGCAUUUGGUGACCAUCCUAGUGUCGCUGCUUUGCUUGAGCUCCUAUUCGUGGGUGGCACCUCACAAACACUCCGCAGAUCUCCAUGGAUUUGUGGUGCAUUCGCAUUCGUUGGAACAUGCCCGUUUGCCAUUCAUCGCCUCGCACAUGCAAGUGGUUUAUUUGCUGAUUUGGUUCCCGAUAGUGCCCUACCGCCUGGUGAAUGGGCUCUUCCUCUCAGCUGACUACAGGCAUUUGGUAGGGAAAACUACGCAAUGUUUCUAUAGCAUUGAGGACUCAGAGAUGCCGCCGCAAGAAGUCAAAGAGCGUUUGGAGAUCAUCGAAUGGAAGGUCCGCGAUAUCCAACACGAGUGGUUUUUGAUCCAACCAGCCUGCCUCAUUUUGGAUUUGAUGGCUUUGGUCUCAGGGCUUUUGGCCAUCUUCCGCUUGGUGAUGCAUUGGGAGAUCUACGAUUUGGUGCCCCUUUUGGCCGCCAAUUGCAUCACUUUACUAGUCUUUGUGGUGGUCGAGCUGAAGCCCACCGUCGAUUGGAAUUCCUUUUUGGCUUCGUACCAAAAGGGUAAAACCAACGUGGACACCGUGCCGCGAAGAGCGAUUCGCGGUGCGACGCUGUGCAAAGUGGUUGUGGUGGUUGCGGUUUCAAACUGUCUCUUUUCUUCCUUUGUUUAUCUUUGUUUCUAUGAGCGAUGGCCUUGAGUUAGACUGACUAACCGCCAAAAUUUGACCCGAUUCUUCCUCUCAUGAAAAGUGAAGACCGAUGAUCCAAGGUGCUGUUUAUUUGGCUCAGUCAAGGCUUUUUGAAUGCGAAGAUGCUGGGCUUGACCUUGACUCCCGCCUACUUUACCGGUCUGGCCUUGUCAGCAGUGAUCUCUUUAACCACUGCUGCCUUCCAGAAAUGUUAUAAAGAAAUCGUUGUGGUAAUAAGUCAUUGAUAGGUCUCCUAGGAAUCUCCUAUAGGGUUGCUUUUAGAAAGUUAGAACUAAAACCUCGAGGUGUGUUAUGAGUUUUCGAGCGGGGCUGAAAGUCAGUAUUGCCUUCAGAAAUGGUUCCUUGUAAAGCUAAAACCAGGCCUUGAGGAAUCUGAUGAGUUCGUGGCAAAGUUCCGCAACUCACAUCAGCGGCAAAGCUCCCGCUGAGAGGUUAAUGUCAAUGAGUCCAUUGACUCAAUUGCUCAGUUUAGGAGUGCCAACAAACUGGCGAUGGCCUCCAACCCAAGAGCGAUGGCCUCCAAUCUACUAGCAAUUGCUCGGUUUAGGAAAAUGGGAAAGAGUCUUGCGCUUAGCCCCAUUUUUCAUGCUCCACGUUUGGCCCUGG
Molecule: messenger RNA, 2838 nt
Organism: Durusdinium trenchii
Lineage: Eukaryota; Dinophyceae; Suessiales; Symbiodiniaceae
Source: the annotation of a GenBank genome assembly